This is a messenger RNA of Knipowitschia caucasica, 1191 nucleotides long. Lineage: Eukaryota; Metazoa; Chordata; Actinopteri; Gobiiformes; Gobiidae. The record is from the annotation of a GenBank genome assembly.
AUGGGCAUCGGCCCUUCUGGCAUUGCCCGGUAUGAUAUCUGCAUCCAAAAGAACAAGCCCUGUGAGACGCUAGGUCUAGCUCCGGUGGGCGGCAUGUGUGAGCCAGAGAGGAGCUGCAGCAUCAACGAGGACAUUGGACUGGGCACUGCCUUUACCAUCGCCCACGAGAUCGGACACACUUUUGGCAUGAACCAUGACGGCAUUGGGAAUGGCUGUGGUCCACGCAGCCAGGAGACAGCCAAGCUCAUGGCUGACCACAUCACCAUGAAGACCAACCCGUUCAUCUGGUCAGCCUGCAGCAGGGAUUACAUCACCAGCUUCUUGGACUCUGGCAUGGGGUCCUGUCUCAACAACGUGCCCAUAAAGCUGGAGUUCAGCUACCCCACCACCGCCCCAGGACAGGCUUACGAUGCAGAUGAGCAAUGUCGCUUCCAGUACGGCGUUCGCUCUCGCCAAUGUAAAUACGCAGAAGUGUGCAGUGAGUUGUGGUGCAUGAGCAAAAGCAACCGCUGCAUCACCAGCAGCAUCCCAGCAGCAGAGGGGACCAUCUGCCAAACCAGCACCAUCGACAAAGGGUGGUGCUACAAGCGUGUGUGUGUGGCCUAUGGGACGCGUCCAGAGGGCAUCGACGGGGGCUGGGCGGAGUGGUCUCCAUGGGAGGAGUGCAGCCGCACCUGUGGAGGGGGUGUGUCCUCCUCUGUGCGACACUGUGACAGCCCCAGACCAACCAUUGGUGGGAAAUAUUGCCUGGGCGAAAGAAAACGCUUCAGAUCGUGCAACAUUGAUGACUGUCCGUCAGGCUCUCAGGACUUCAGAGCCAUCCAGUGUUCCGACUUUGACAGCGUGUCGUUCAGAGGGAAGUUCUACACGUGGAGGCCUUACAGAGGAGGUGGCAUGAAGCCGUGCUCUCUCAACUGUUUGGCGGAGGGCUAUAACUUCUACACAGAGCGCGCCCCAGCGGUGGUGGACGGGACGCCAUGUCGCCAGGACUCCCUAGACGUGUGCGUGAAUGGCGAAUGUAAGCAUGUGGGCUGUGACCGCGUGCUGGGCUCCGACGUCCGGGAGGACCGCUGUAGAGUGUGCGGUGGAGACGGCAGCACUUGUGAGACCGUGGAGGGGCUCUACAACCACUCACUGCCCGAAGAAGGUACAGACACACUCGUCCAACGCAACCCAAAGGCAGGGCUCUGA